Sphenostylis stenocarpa is the source of this 198-nucleotide messenger RNA. NCBI's taxonomy places the organism in Eukaryota, Viridiplantae, Streptophyta, Magnoliopsida, Fabales, Fabaceae. The record is from the annotation of a GenBank genome assembly.
AUGGCUCAUAACCUUCUUGAAGACAUCUUCGUAAACUUCAAGAAGCCCUUUCUUGAAGCCCUUUCUUCUUGUAGAGUCUUCACACUUUCCUCAAACAUUUUUCAUCUUCUUCUUGUCCUCUUCAAGACGAUGUUGAAGAUCAACAUUAUUCAACGUCACUACCACUAUAUCAACACUACCAAGUCCAAUUGUGAAUAA